Ascochyta rabiei is the source of this 417-nucleotide messenger RNA. Its product is annotated as COPII-coated vesicle protein. Gene Ontology annotation, biological process: endoplasmic reticulum to Golgi vesicle-mediated transport. Lineage: Eukaryota; Fungi; Ascomycota; Dothideomycetes; Pleosporales; Didymellaceae. Gene Ontology annotation, cellular component: endoplasmic reticulum membrane; COPII-coated ER to Golgi transport vesicle. The transcript is spliced from 4 exons. The coding region runs from base 1 to 417 and encodes 138 amino acids. The record is from RefSeq and is a predicted model, not a curated record.
AUGACUGGCGAAGCAUGGUUGUACCUACUGGCGGUGUUGAUAAACGCCGUCAACCUGUUCCUACAGGUCUUCUUCACCAUCAUGUACAGCGAUCUGGAAUGUGACUACAUCAACCCCAUCGACCUUUGCAACCGCCUGAACACCUACAUUAUCCCCGAGGCUGCCGUUCACGCUUUCCUGACCUUCCUGUUCCUGAUCAAUGGGUACUGGAUCGCGCUCAUCCUUAACCUGCCCCUCCUGGCAUGGAACGGCAAGAAGAUUUUCGAGAAGAACCACCUUCUUGACGCGACAGAGAUUUUCAGGAAGCUGAACGUUCACAAGAAGGAAUCGUUCAUCAAGCUCGGUUUCCACCUGCUGAUGUUCUUCUUCUACCUCUACAGCAUGAUCGUUGCUCUUAUCCGUGACGAGACCCACUAG